GUGAAAAGUCGUAAACAAGAGAAUGAGUCGGAGUGUUUUUAUUGUAUUUCAAUGGCAAAUUCAAAAAAAUUUGUAAGUAAAUAGUAAAUGACAAGAUUUGAGAGACGAGUGGGAUAGAUACGGGUACGGGUAAGAGAUAAAAAAGAAAAAAACCGAUACAUUGGUAGGCGUUUGCGCAUGACUAUAUAUGUAUAGUUGGGGGAUGAGUAAACAAAACGAUCACGCAGUCAACGGCGUGCCGCGUGGGCUGGAAGUUGCACUAGAAGUGCUGAGGACUGCAGAAGAAUUCGAGUCAUUCGUUAUAGUACCAGGGGAUGCUGUGACUCUCUUCAACUUACGAUAUUUCAGUUCAGACAAGGGGGAUCAAUCGACACGUUGAUAUUUUUAAAGAGGAAACAAGUUGAGUCUAAGGCUCUAAUCUAAUAUAGAGAUGAUGGAUAUUUAUGUAGGGCCUAGGAGAGAAACAUUGAGGCAUAACUUGACAUUAUUGAAACCAUCGGAAAAUCUACGAGUACCGGGACAAUGUACAACUUCACCAACACCUAACAAUCAGAAUCAAAAUUUAGUUGAUGAAGUGGAUAAUCGUGAUUAUCGCUUUGAAUCGGCGAGACUAGCGAGCUAUGAGAAUUGGCCAGCUACAUUUAUGAAUGCGGCUAAAUUAGCUGCUGCUGGAUUUUAUUAUACUGGUGAGAUUGAUCGUGUUAAGUGUUUUGAGUGCGGUGUUGAGAUAUUCGAAUGGGUUGAGGGUGAUAAUCCAAUGUCGGACCAUCAACGUUGGAGGUCAACAUGUAAAUUUAUACGAAAACAGCCGUGUGGUAAUGUUCCGAUUGGUGUUGAUCCGAGUACAGUGCCAGUGCCACCACCAAGGAGUAGAGAUGUGUGUGGCUAUGGGGAGGAUUAUCGACCAAAUGCAUCGCCAGACUUUCGCUCUGGGCAGAGUGGAUUUGAAUUUCCCAGUACAGCGAGACUAGGUAGUCUUAGAUUGGCUAAGGCUAAAGGGCCAACUCAUCCAGAGUACGCUAGCUACGAUGCCAGGUUCAGAACGUUUGAUAAUUGGCCCAAGUCUAUGCCACAAACUAAGGAACAACUCGCUGAUGCUGGAUUUUAUUAUACUGGACGAGGUGAUGAGACCCAGUGUUAUCUGUGUGGAGGUGGACUCAAAGACUGGGAACCUAAGGAUGAUCCCUGGGAGCAGCACGCCAAAUGGUUCAGCAAAUGUUAUUAUGUUCUCAUGGUGAAGGGUCAGUCGUUCAUUGAUACUGUUAUUGGACAGAGCGUACCACCACUUACAACAGAGGAAACCCUACAGAUGCAUUUGCCCAGCUACAUUGAGAAAGUUAAACAACCUCCGCAAUCAGAAAUUGAGGAAAAGGCUGAGGAUACAUCAGAGACAACGGCGUCCUCAUCACGGCCGAAUAGCCCACCCAAGAGUAAAAAUUCUGAUGACGCAAGGAUGUGUAAAAUUUGCUACAAUGAAGAACUUGGUGUUGUGUUUUUACCUUGUGGACACAUUGUGGCAUGUGUUAAGUGCGCACCUGGUAUGACAUCCUGCGCUGUGUGCCGGGAAAAGGUUACAAUGACCGUUCGUGCUAUAAUAUCUUAGUACUGUGAAUCCUAGUGAUUCUUCUUUUAUCAUUUGUUUUGUCAUUGGUCCAACAGCAAUUUUAAAACAAAUUCCUAAAAAUAAAAAAUCCGAAAAAUAAAUCGCUGAGCGUUUCAAUAUCUUUGGCUGCGAUAAUAAAUUUAAUAAAGGAAAAUUAUAAACUCCUACAUUCAUUCGGGUAUCGCUUUGCGCCUGCUAAAUGACAUGACUCAUGAAACAUAUCGGUAUCAGGCUCUGUUUCAGGGACAAUUUAAUGGUAAUUGAAUGCCAUUAUCUUGACGUCAGUCGUCACAUGUCUGCAGUGAUAAUUCACUCAUGCAGAGCCUUAUGUUUUUCUUUUUCUUCUUCCCUGAUUCGGAUGCAAAUAAUAUUUGGUAUUUUUUUAAAUAAUUCAUCAUUUUUUUUGUGGACAUUGAAUUUGCAUUAAAUACCGGACAGUUCCUGAUUAUCGGUAAAUUGCUAUUUUUAUGGUACAUUGGGAAUUGGUUAUUGCCCGUCGUCUCUUACAUUAUAAAACUUGUAGAGAUAAAAACAUUGAGAUAAAACAAAAAGUGAGAAAUGUGAACAUGUAAAGUAGAAAAGAAAAAAAUAGCAAAAAUCGUCAUGAAGUCUAGUCGUUUGUCAGUAUAUCGCGUUUGCGUUAAAGUUAAAAUAAAGGAAAUGAAAGAAUAUAAAUUUUACCGGCGUUUUAAUUAUAACUUUCUUAUCAAUGAAAAUAUUAAAAUUAAAAAUAAAAAGCCAAUUUAAAAGAAUUAAUAACUGUUCAAAGUGUUCUAUAAUAAAAAUGUAAAAUGGAUUAUGUAAAUCAGGUUUAAUAUGUAUUACUUAUUAGGGGAAAAAAUGGCGGGCUCUUUAAAAGAUUUUUGUGAGAAAGAUUUUUUUUUACUAAUUUUUCAACUAUUUCAAAUGGUCAAACGUUUCAAAGUGAAAAAAACAUUUUAAACAAUACAUUAUGAAUAGAUCGACGUACAUAACGUGUGGGAUUGGCGUCAAAGUUGUGUUUUUCAUAAAUCGUCGACGUGAGUCACGAAGCAGACGAGUUUCUGCACGUUACAAAAGCAGCACAACCAUUCACACAUUGACGUUUGGAAUUCAUGAAACAGACCAUUCAUUCGCCCCUAUUCACCACUUGCAAGGGUAUAACAAAAAUUACGCCUAGCUUAUAUCAAAACUGAAAAUUCAAAUCUAGAAAUGUUAGAAAUGCCUCUAGCGGACCGGAAAUUUCAGCACCGCUUUCUUUCCAUAACGUUGUUAAUUGAAAGAAACUCGAAUAUAUAUUUAAGCGCUACACUCGUAAAACAUCCAUUUAUUUUAGCAUUUAACGGGUUUAUUGGUUGGGUUAUAAGACUUAUUAAAUUUCAUCAGCUAAAUCAUACAAACUUAAAGUUUCAUAUUUUUUCUAUUUUCAUUUUUUCAAUUACGCAUGGCACGUAACUGUUCUCGGGUGAUAUCAACACAACAGUUGACAAUUAGAUUUAUCAUACAAUUUUAAUUCGGAAAAAAAAA
This is a messenger RNA of Fopius arisanus, 3109 nucleotides long. RefSeq names its product Death-associated inhibitor of apoptosis 1. The transcript has 3 exons. The record is from RefSeq and is a predicted model, not a curated record. Gene Ontology annotation, biological process: positive regulation of protein ubiquitination; negative regulation of apoptotic process; regulation of cell cycle. Gene Ontology annotation, molecular function: ubiquitin protein ligase activity; cysteine-type endopeptidase inhibitor activity involved in apoptotic process. Bases 431 to 1603 code for a protein of 390 amino acids. Lineage: Eukaryota; Metazoa; Arthropoda; Insecta; Hymenoptera; Braconidae. Gene Ontology annotation, cellular component: cytoplasm; nucleus.